AUAAAAAAAGCAAGGCCCAUGUAAUGGCGGAAAAAGAGGAAGGCAGCUCAUGGAUAGAUCCCAGUCUCCUGGUUGGUCUGGGACUAGUGGCAGCUGGAGCUAUUUAUUACUUAGCUUCUAGAAGAGAGAGAGAAAGGAUAUCUGUACCUAUAGAUAACCAGAGCAUUGAAUUACCAGGUGGGGUGAGGAUAUCAAGAUAUUGUGUUAACGAGGAGCUGUUGGCUUACAAGUAUGAGGACUCACGGACUCUUUAUGAAGCAUUCAUGAGAGGGAAAAGAGUAUCAAAUGAUGGCCACUGCUUAGGAUGGAGAGAGACAAAAACCUCACCUUAUCAAUGGCUGACAUAUUCAGAAGUAGAGGAAAGGUUUAUGAACUUUGGAUCCGGUCUCAGUAAAAUUGGUGUAGCAGCAGGACAAGAGACAUUUCUUGGAGUAUAUUCAUCAAAUUGCAUUGAAUGGACGAUUAUUGAACAAAGCUGUCAUGCUUAUUCACGUAUUGUUGUGGCACUGUAUGAUACACUUGGACCAGAGGCUGUGGCACACAUCAUUAAUCAAGCUGCCAUAGAGUGUAUUGUCUGUCACUCAUCAAAAGUGUCUGGUCUCAUUAGUCAGGUAUCUAACUGUCCAAGUCUUAAGAAGCUCAUCACUAUUGGGUCAGAGGUCAGUGAAGAUGAGAAGAAAGCAGCUGCUGAUGUCGGACUGGAACUGUUCACCUUUCAAGAAGUGGAGGAACAAGGGAAAGAACACAGAGCUGAGCCAGUAUUACCUACUCCAAAUGACAUAACUACGAUAUGCUAUACUAGUGGUACUACAGGCCUGCCUAAAGGAGUCAUCCUGACUCAUGGUAACGUGAUAGCCAAUGUCUCUGGGAUGUGCAAGCAUAUAGAGGAGUCAAUUGUUCUUAGUCCUAGUGAUUGUCAUAUAUCAUUUCUGCCAUUGGCUCACAUGAUGGAGAGGUGUGUCCAGGCUAUUGUAUUUAUGAACGGAUUAAAGCUGGGCUAUAUGUUUGGUGACAUUAAGAACUUAGUCAACGACAUUCAAGUUCUGAAACCAACCAUAUUCAUAUCAGUACCACGCCUACUGAACAGGAUUUAUGAUAAAGUGCUGAGUGGUGUAAACUCCAACAAGACAAAGAAGUGGCUUUUUGAUACAGCCUUUAAAAGUAAACUAUCUGAAGUUAAAAGGGGUAUACUAAGACGGGACUCAAUUUGGGACUAUAUCGUGUUUGGAAACAUACAGAAACUGCUUGGAGGAAACGUGAGGCUAAUUAUAACAGGAUCUGCUCCUAUCAGUGAGAGAGUCGUCUACUUUUAUCAAGUGGCUUUCGGAUGCUAUAUAGUUGAAGGCUAUGGUCAAACAGAAACAUCUUCUGGUUGCACAAUGUCCUUACCUGCUGAUACCACCUGUGGGCAUGUUGGACCUCCUGUACCAUCAGCUAAAGUUAAAGUAGUUGAUGUCCCUGAUCUGAAUUACUUUGCAUCAAAUGGAGAAGGAGAGAUAUGUUUUAAAGGUCCUUCUUGCACUAGUGGGUAUUUUAAGGAAGAGGAGAAGACGAAGGCAUUGAUUGAUGAAGAUGGUUGGGUUCAUUCUGGUGAUAUUGGUAAAUGGCUGCCUAAUGGAACACUCAAGAUAACUGAUAGAGUCAAGCACAUUUUUAAACUCUCACAAGGAUUGUAUAUUGCUCCAGAGAAAGUUGAAAAUGUCUGCAGUCGGUCUCCUUUCAUUGCUCAAAUGUUUCUAUAUGGAGACAGUCUGAGGAGCAGCUGUGUGGCUAUUGUAGUACCGGAUGAAGAAGUACUGAUGCAAUGGGCAGGGGAACAUGACAAAGGAGGCAAAUCAUUUGAAGAACUCUGCACUGAUGAGGAAGUAAAGAAAGCCAUAUUUGAAGAUUUAUAUAAUGUGGGGAAGAGAGAUGGCCUGAGUUCCUUGGAAAUACCUAAAGCUAUAGAACUCACUUCCACUGCAUUCUCUGUUGAGAAUGAUCUACUGACUCCAACUUUUAAGCUGAAAAGGCCAGCAGCUCGUACCAAGUAUAUGCCAGACAUUGUUGAAAUGUACUCUCAGCUCCCUGCUUAGCACUUAUAGAACAGUCCUCCUAUCCUAACUUUAAACUAUUGUUUAUAUAAUAUUGAAAACUUCUCCCUCAACUGAU
Messenger RNA from Amphimedon queenslandica, 2151 nucleotides. RefSeq names its product long-chain-fatty-acid--CoA ligase 1-like. Bases 24 to 2075 code for a protein of 683 amino acids. Gene Ontology annotation, biological process: fatty acid metabolic process. The record is from RefSeq and is a predicted model, not a curated record. The transcript is spliced from 16 exons. NCBI's taxonomy places the organism in Eukaryota, Metazoa, Porifera, Demospongiae, Haplosclerida, Niphatidae. Gene Ontology annotation, molecular function: long-chain fatty acid-CoA ligase activity. Gene Ontology annotation, cellular component: membrane; endoplasmic reticulum.